AUGAGAAUUUCCAGUAACUGCACUAUGGCUUCGUGGAACUUCGUAGACUAUCCCGAUACAACCAUCCCAUUCUUGCCCUCACUUGCCGGACAUUUGGCCCGUUCUCUAAGUAUGAAACAUCACAGUCGCAUACUCUGGUUCAUUCGGCAUGGCGAACGUGUCGAUAAUGUCAACAAAGCGUGGAAAAUAACCGCCGAACGGUGGGAUGAUCCGCCUCUCAGUCCCCGAGGCCAUCAACAAGCACGUGAAGUCGGGAUAGCUUUGGCUGAUGAGCCUAUCGACUACAUAAUCUGUUCGCCGUUCACUCGUUGCGUAGAAACAGCAACAGGAAUUCUGUCAGCCAAAAAAAUCCCGCCCUCAGUAUGGAUCGAACCAGGCUUGGGUGAAUCGUUGAACGUCUGCAUGUCACCGCCAGGUCGGCCAACAAUGGAGCAAAUUAAGAAAAUGAACCCAUACGUUGAUGACACUUAUGAACCGGUCUACAGUAUAUUACCUCCUGAAAUUGGUGGAGAUGCUGGAUGCAUUCCAAGGGUUAUUAAAACGUUACGUACAAUUUUAGCCAGAUAUCCUACAGGUGAAAUUUUGUAUAAUUUAACAGAUAAUAUAGAAUCAUCACCAAAUCCUUCAGUUUCAGGUAAUAUAAUGUUUAUAUCACACGGGAGCCCCACAGCUGCCUGUCACCUAGCCAUAUGCGGGUCAUGGAAAUAUGUUGGACAAUGUACCAUAGGUACUACUGUCUGA
Molecule: messenger RNA, 741 nt
Organism: Strongylus vulgaris
Lineage: Eukaryota; Metazoa; Nematoda; Chromadorea; Rhabditida; Strongylidae
Source: the annotation of a GenBank genome assembly